This is a messenger RNA of Torulaspora globosa, 2154 nucleotides long. RefSeq names its product serine/threonine protein kinase YAK1 (gene YAK1). The record is from RefSeq and is a predicted model, not a curated record. The transcript has a single exon. Lineage: Eukaryota; Fungi; Ascomycota; Saccharomycetes; Saccharomycetales; Saccharomycetaceae. Gene Ontology annotation, cellular component: cytoplasm; nucleus. Gene Ontology annotation, biological process: peptidyl-serine phosphorylation; peptidyl-threonine phosphorylation. Gene Ontology annotation, molecular function: protein tyrosine kinase activity; ATP binding; protein serine/threonine kinase activity. Bases 1 to 2154 code for a protein of 717 amino acids.
AUGCAAUCGGAAUUACAAGCCAAUUGCAAUGAAGAGGGUGAGAGGAAAAACGAGACUAUAUGGAACCCGCUGUUUAUGAGCCCGGAUGGAAAUUCGCAGCAGCAGCAGCAACCGCCGCAGCAACAGCACGUCAAUUUCAACUUUGUUAACCCUUGGGGGGUUAAGAAUGGGGAGAAGAUUAAUCUGACAGAAGAGCAGGAACUGUUGAUAAGUUGCGGCGAUGAAAAUAUAGACUCCACGGCGAGGAGGAAAUCAAGCUUGGUGGUACCACCGGCGAGGGCACCUGGUCCUAACCCGUUCGAGUAUGACGAUGCCAAGGCUUAUCCGAACGUGCAUGGCCAGCGACAGUCACAGAGGCCGAUGUUUUUUCCUCAGCAGCAGCUGCAGCAGCAGUCCUUCAACAGCGGUAGAUUUGUCCCUCCGGGCGUUUUUAAUCCGCAGGAUGCCCAACGGAGACAAAGCGUGGCAGUAGUGCAUUAUCCGCAGAAUUUGCCAAACGUUUCGAAUGCACCAGGCGUGUCUACGCCGCCGAUGGCACCUAUGGUUUCGCCAUACAGAAGAUUGAGUGCGUACCCGCCAAGUACCAGCCCAACGACUUCAUUGCAGCCCCCGUAUAAGCAAUUGAGACGCGAUGGUGCGGUGGCAGCUCAGCAGGUGGUCAUUCCGCAAAUGCAAAAGUGUACCUCAAGGAGCGAUCUGGCGCCUACAGUUAAUCCUACUCCUAAGUUCAGGCGAGCAUCUCUAAACUCAAAGACGAUUUCGCCCCUUAUCGCCCUGACGAAAAGUCUAAUCACAACCUAUUCUCUUUGCUCACACGACUUCUCGUAUCAGACUUCCAAGAAUCCAAAGAGGGUGCUAACCAAACCGAGCGAGCCAAAGUGCAACAAUGGUUACGACAAUAUCAAUAGCGAUUACAUUCUUUACGUCAAUGAUGUGCUCGGAACGGAGCAGAACAGGAAAUAUCUUGUGCUGGAUAUACUGGGGCAAGGUACUUUUGGUCAGGUGGUGAAGUGUCAGAACGUUCUUACAAAGGAGAUACUGGCAGUUAAAGUGGUGAAAUCGAGAACUGAGUAUCUGAACCAGAGUAUAACAGAAGCUAAGAUUCUUGAGUUGCUCAACACGAAGGUUGAUCCUAGAAACGAACACCACUUUCUGAGAUUGCACGACACGUUUAUCCAUAAAAAUCAUCUAUGUCUGGUGUUUGAGCUUCUAAGCAAUAACUUAUACGAAUUGCUAAAGCAGAAUCAGUUCCAUGGGUUGACUAUACACCUAAUACGAUCUUUCACGACGCAAUUGUUGGAUUCUUUAUGUGUGCUGAAAGACGCCAAGCUAGUACAUUGCGAUUUGAAGCCCGAGAACAUUCUUCUCUGUUCACCAGAUAAGCCAGAGCUAAAGAUAGUCGAUUUUGGUUCAUCAUGUGAAGAGAGAAGAACUAUCUAUACAUAUAUUCAGUCCAGGUUUUAUCGGGCACCCGAAGUUAUACUGGGGAUUCCGUAUUCCACAAGCAUUGACAUCUGGUCUCUCGGUUGUAUAGUGGCCGAGCUGUUUCUAGGGAUCCCAAUUUUUCCGGGAUCAUCCGAGUUCAACCAAUUGACGAGGAUCAUAAACUGUCUAGGCUACCCGCCAUCUUGGAUGAUGGAUAUGGGUAAAAAUACAACGAAAUUUUUACGCAAGUGGGACAGCAACGAGAUAAAUAACGGAAGUACUUCCAAGGAGGCUCCAAAAUACAAACUGAAGACUGUGGAAGAAUACAACGAAGAGUACGGUGCACAGGAGCAGCCAAGUAAGCAAUAUUUCAAAUGGGACUCAUUACAGGAUAUCAUAGCUCAUUACAGGAUAUCGAAGAAAAUAAAAAAUAAUAAUGUCCUGGUGGAGCAAGAAAUGCAAGAUCGAAGAUGCCUGACCCAUUUUCUCCAGGGAAUACUCAACUUGAACCCUUUGGAGAGAUGGACCCCACAGCAGGCAUCAAUGCAUCCUUUCAUCACGCAGCAAGCUUUCACAGGGGAGUGGUAUCCGCCUGGAUCAUUCCAAGGCACAGCCACGGCUGCUUCAUCCCUAGCUGGCAUGAGCAGCAGACCAGGAAACAUUAGGCACCCUUCGCUACAAGAGGGCGCCACAAGGGAAUUCAAUAAACUACGCAUAGGUGAGGACUAA